Molecule: messenger RNA, 1276 nt
Organism: Postia placenta MAD-698-R-SB12
Lineage: Eukaryota; Fungi; Basidiomycota; Agaricomycetes; Polyporales; Adustoporiaceae
Exons: 8
Coding region: 1-1203 (400 amino acids)
Biological process (GO): proteolysis
Molecular function (GO): aspartic-type endopeptidase activity
Source: RefSeq, a predicted model, not a curated record
AUGCAAGAGAUCGAGCAGAAGCUGCAAGAACUCGUCCGGCCCGAGAGGUACGGGCGUGGCUUCCGUCCCUCGUUCUACUCCGCGUAUGCGCGCGCAGCCAGGCGAUACGGCUUCGAAGCGGGCAAAUACAGCGGAUUCGCGCACCGCAACAACGUCGUGGUGAAGAUACGGAGCCUGCAAGACAAGGGCAUCGAGCACGAGGUGCCGGCGGAAGCCAUCCAGAACGCUCGCGUAUCUGGCAGCCUCGAAUACGUCGUUCCCGUGAGCAUCGGCACGCCUCCCGUCACUUUGCAUCUGGACUUCGAUACAGGCUCAUCAGAUCUCUGGGUGUGGAGUUCUGAGCUUGCAGGGGCGAGUCAGUACAGAGAACAGCACCGACUGUAUCAUCCCCAUCGCUCUGCCACAGCCUCGAAGACGGACGGGACCUGGAAGAUCUCCUACGGCGACGGCUCGUCCGCGUAUGGCGAUGUAUACACCGACCACAUCAGGGUGGCUGGCGUACACCUGCACGGCCAGGCGGUAGAAGUGGCGCAACACCUGAGCUCUGGCUUCUUGACAGACAAGGGUAACGACGGGCUGCUCGGCCUUGCAUUUCCUCAACUCAAUACCGUGAAGCCGCAUCAUGUGGCGACGCCUGUGGAGAACAUGAUCAACCAGAAGCUGAUCGACCCACCCGUUUUUACGUGCAAACUCGGACAUGGAUCUGAGCCGAGCUUCUAUUCCUUCGGCUUCAUUGACCAUAAUGUCACUAAGCAUCCAAUCGUGGACCAUCACGUCGACGACUCCCAGGGAUUCUGGCAGGUACGCUCCACCGCGUAUGUGGUGAAUAGGCAUGAGCAUAAGCGGCCGAACAACACUGCAAUCCUCGACACGGGUACAACACUCUGCCUCGUACAUGAUGACGUUGUCGAGGAGAUCUACAGGAAUAUCCAGGGCGCACGGUAUAGCAACAGCCGCGGCGGGUGGAUAUACCCGAACACGGCGAAGAUCCCCGAGCUUUACCUUGCGAUCGGACAGACGUUCUACAGGUUGAACGAAGUAGACUUUGCGUACAGUGACGCCGGCGACGGACAUAGUUUCGGUGGGAUCCAGAGCAGGGGCAACCUCAAGUACGACAUCUUCGGUGACGUGUUCCUCAAGUCGCUAUACAUUGUCUUCAACCAGCGCGACAGAAAAGUCGGCGUCGCACAGCGAGACGACUAAGUUAUACCUUUUUAUGAACUGACGAUGUCUUCACGGAGGGAUGAUCAGCGAUGUGUGCAUGCUUUAUAUCUAG